Molecule: messenger RNA, 2462 nt
Organism: Neltuma alba
Lineage: Eukaryota; Viridiplantae; Streptophyta; Magnoliopsida; Fabales; Fabaceae
Product: ent-copalyl diphosphate synthase, chloroplastic
Exons: 15
Coding region: 1-2418 (805 amino acids)
Biological process (GO): gibberellin biosynthetic process
Cellular component (GO): chloroplast
Molecular function (GO): terpene synthase activity; magnesium ion binding
Source: RefSeq, a predicted model, not a curated record
AUGUCUUCUCUCUUCCGUCUCUCUCCUUCUCCCCAUUUCUCUCUUCCUUCCUCUCUCUUCCUCCCUCCGGGUGGUCUAUCAUCCGAGUCCAUACCCAAAGAACCUUGCAGCUUCCACUCCAGUCUCAGAUGCACCGCCAUCUCCAAACCUCCAAGUCAAGGAUAUAGGGACUCUGCAGUCCAGGGAGGCUUGUCGACGUUAAAGUGGCGAGAGACUGUGAAGGAUGACAUAGACGAGGACCGAGCUUAUGAGGCUUGGGUGACCGAUCACGAGAUCAAACAGCGAGUUGAGGCCGUCAGAUCGAUAUUGCGUUCCCUGGGAGAUGGGGAGAUUACCAUAUCUGCUUAUGACACUGCAUGGGUCGCUCUCGUACCAGAUGUUCAUGGGAGUGGUGCUCCCCAAUUUCCUUCUAGUCUUGAAUGGAUCGCCAGCAAUCAGCUUCCUGACGGUUCCUGGGGCGAUGCUCACAUAUUCUCAGCACACGAUCGAAUUAUCAGCACUUUGGCCUGCGUCGUUGCGUUAAAAUCAUGGAAUAUCCACCCCGAAAAGUGCGAGAAAGGGAUGGCAUUCUUUAACAAGAACCUAAGCAAGCUUCUGGGUGAGAAGGCGGAGCAUAUGCCGAUCGGCUUCGAAGUUGCUUUCCCUUCGCUUCUAGAUCUGGCCCGGAGUCUGAACAUUGAAGUGGCAGACGAUUCCCAUGUCUUGAAAGAGAUAUUUGCCAAGAGAGACAUAAAGCUCUCCAGAAUACCAAGAGAGCUGAUGCAUAAAGUGCCCACAACGCUGCUUCAUAGCUUGGAAGGCAUGGCGGGGGUCCAAUGGGAGGAUCUUCUAAAGCUUCAGUGUGAAGAUGGGUCAUUCUUGUUUUCUCCGUCCUCCACUGCAUAUGCUCUCGCCCAGACUAAAGACCAAAAUUGCCUCAAUUACUUGAAUAAAGCUGUCACUAGGUUCAAUGGAGGAGUUCCCAAUGUCUAUCCCGUGGAUUUGUUCGAACAUAUUUGGCUGGUUGAUAGGCUGCAGCGCCUUGGAAUUUCGAGAUAUUUCCAGAACGAGAUCAAGGACUGUAUGAGCUAUGUUCAUAGACAUUGGACCGAGAAGGGCAUCUGCUGGGCAAGUAAUUCGAACGUACAAGAUAUCGAUGACACAGCAAUGGGAUUCAGAUUACUAAGAUUACAUGGCUAUGAAGUUUCGUCCAAUGUGUUCAACAACUUCGAGAGAGAUGGAGAGUUCUUCUGCUUUGCGGGGCAGUCAACGCAAGCAGUGACGGGAAUGUUUAAUCUGUACAGAGCUAGUGAGGUGGCGUUUCCGGGAGAGAAGGUUCUUGAAGAUGCGAAGCAGUUCUCAGCCAAGUUUCUGAGAGAGAAACAAGCGGCCAAUGAGCUCGUAGAUAAAUGGAUCAUUAUGAAGAACCUGCCUGGAGAGGUGGCUUACGCAUUCGACAUACCCUGGUAUGCAAGUUUACCUCGAGUAGAAACCAGAUUUUAUAUGGAUCAUUAUGGUGGUGACGAUGACGUUUGGAUCGGCAAGACUCUUUAUAGGAUGCCAUAUCUCAGCAACAAUAAGUAUCUGGAGCUGGCAAAAUUAGACUUCAACAAUUGCCAAGCACUGCACCUAAGAGAAUGGGCCAGCAUUCUGCGGUGGCACUCAGAGUGUAGAUUGGGAGGGUUUGGAUUAAGCAGAAAGGCUCUUCUGUUUGCUUUUUUUUUGGCAGCAGCCAGCAUGUUUGAGCCCGAAAGGUCCCAAGAGAGGCUUGCAUGGGCCAAAACCUCUGCCUUGCUUCACACAAUCACCUCUUAUGUCAAAGACGAUCCAAUGAGGAAAGCUUUUGUGAAUCACUUCAUCAACUGCACCAACGAACGUGACUACUCCAUUGCCUGGAGAUUAAACAGGAACAGAACAGAGGAAGGGCUCGUCGGAGCUUUGGUUGGAACCAUAGAUCAGCUCUCGUGGGACAUACUUGUGUCUCAUGACCAUCAAAUUGGCUAUGAUAUGUACCAUACCUGGCAAGAGUGGCUAUCAAAUUGGCAAAGUGGAGGGGACACGUGUCAAGGACAUGCAGAGCUUCUGGUAAAAAUAAUAAACCUAAGCGCUGGGAAUUGGAUUUCAGAGGAGCUGCUGUGGAAUCCUCGUUACCAACAACUCACUGAACUCACCAACGGGGUCUGCCGCAGACUCCACUGUUACCAAAGGCUCAAGAGUGGCGGCAGCGGCAUGCAGACACACCGCAUCACCACCUCAGGAGCAGAGUCAGAAAUGCAGCAACUUGUUCAGUUGGUGCUCCAGGAAUCUUCAAACAGCAUAGAUUCCAAUAUCAAGAAUACUUUCCUUAUAGUUGCAAAGAGCUUUUACUAUGCCGCUUUCUGUGAUUCAAGCACCAUCAACUUCCACAUCGCCAAAGUUCUUUUCGAGAAAGUCACUUAAAAUCGUCUCUGUCUACACUAGUCAUCGCCACCACUGUGUUCACA